CGCCUGCCUCCCGCCUGCCUGCGCCGCCUUCCUCCGCCGCUCUCCCCAAGGCAGCCCAUGGCCGGACCCUGCUCGGCGCGGCUGCAGGGCGAAGCGGCCACCUUCGCUGCUGCCCUUCGCACUCUGGUCAACAACCCCCAGUUCAGUGACGUGACAUUCGUGGUGGGCCGGGAGCAGCAGAAGGUUUUUGCGCACCGCUGCGUGUUGGCGUGCCGCUGCCAGGCUUUCCGGGGGAUGCUCAGCCAGGGGCCAGUGGGCAGCGAGGACUCUCCCAGCAGCAUCCCACCCCAGGGCCCCUUCAUCCUGGGCAACGUGCAGCCCGAGGUCUUCCUGGCCGUCAUUGAAUUCCUCUACACCAACAGCGUCACCCUCAACAGCCACAUCGUACUAGAGGUGCUGACCUCAUCAGUGGAGUACGGCCUGCAGGACCUGUGCAAGCUCUGUGUCAAGUUCAUCAAGGACACGCUGACUGUGGAGCAGGUCUGCGAGGCCCUGCAGGUGAGGGUGAUCCCAAUGGGGUCACAGAGGGUUAAAAGUAGUCCAUCUGAUUUUGGGGCAGGAGCUGGCCUGAUCCUCCUGAUUGGG
Molecule: messenger RNA, 585 nt
Organism: Athene cunicularia (burrowing owl)
Lineage: Eukaryota; Metazoa; Chordata; Aves; Strigiformes; Strigidae
Gene: BTBD19
Product: BTB domain containing 19
Exons: 4
Molecular function (GO): protein binding
Source: RefSeq, a predicted model, not a curated record